CGGUGUAUUCAAAUAAGAAAUAUGAGCUCCAAAUAAUUUCUUGCACCCGAAAAAUAUUUUGAAAACGACAAAUACUUGUACUUGAAGCACAAGCGAAGUUGAAGACUUGAUAAGAAAUUAAUCGAAAGAACAAGAAGAAAAGACAAAUCAAACUAUACACACACCAAAUAGGAAACACAACCACAAUUUCCUAUUGUCUCUUCAGUAGGUAUCAUCUUUAAUGUUAUAUGUUCAUGCUUAGAAGAUAUACUAGCAAAUUAAAAUCACAUUAUUAUCCACAACGUUGAAACUCUUAAAGUAAAAAAAAAAGCCAUGAAAAUCUCAAAAGAUACAUGUUACGCCUACACACAUCUCCUAUGGCCAUGCCAACCUCGUAACGAUCAAAACCAUAUAGUUUUCUCCAAACGUUUUCAAGUCACGUGCACGGUGAGCCUCCUUCUCUUAUUCACCAGCGCGUACAUUUUCUGGCCGUCGGAUCCGUAUCUCAAGAUCGUGCGGUUGAAACUGAAGCGGAUUAAGGUGCAUCGCGUGCCGCACAUCACCGUAGACAUAUCCAUGCUCCUCACGCUGAGCGUGCAAAAUGCUGACGUGUAUUCGAUGGACUUUGGAGCGGUUGACGUGGCGGUUUCCUAUAGGGGGAAGCCACUGGGGCACGUGAGGUCGGAGAAUGGGCACGUGAGGGCAAUGGGAUCCUCUUUUGUAGACGCUGAUGCGGAAUUUGCUGGCAUUGGUGUGCUGCCUGAGAUAGUCUUCUUGCUUGAGGACCUUGCUAAGGGUACGGUACCCUUUGAUACGGUUAGCCAGGUUAGGGGUCAAAUGGGAAUUCUCUUCUUUCAUUUUCCCAUUAAGGCAAAAUUAUCAUGCGAAGUUUUGGUCAGUACAAUCAACCAGACAAUUGUUCGUCAACAUUGUCUUCACGAGGUAAACCUUAAGUGAUGAACAGAAGAGCAAGUCAAAACUGAAGAAGAGUCAGAAGAUGUUAGUCCCUUUGUAUAUAUGUAACCACUCAUUCAAAUAGCCAAAUGCUUGGGUCAAAAUUAUGAGCAUUAUUGUGACAAUGGGUAAAGAUUAAGUCGUGUAAAAUUAUGCUUACAUCUAGUAUCCUUAAGCCCGCUAGGGAUUUGGAACAGAACACAUUUCAUAUUUUGUAACAAAGUAGUUAGAAUCAAUUAAAAUUCCAAAUACUUUUUUAAUUACCAAUUUACCAUCCAA
Molecule: messenger RNA, 1212 nt
Organism: Cicer arietinum (chickpea)
Lineage: Eukaryota; Viridiplantae; Streptophyta; Magnoliopsida; Fabales; Fabaceae
Biological process (GO): defense response to other organism
Source: RefSeq, a predicted model, not a curated record